This is a messenger RNA of Gryllus bimaculatus (two-spotted cricket), 322 nucleotides long. Lineage: Eukaryota; Metazoa; Arthropoda; Insecta; Orthoptera; Gryllidae. The record is from the annotation of a GenBank genome assembly.
AUGUAUCGCCAAGGACAACCAGGCAUGAUGCAGGGCCGACCAAACACGAAUGGCCUUUACUCGCCGGGAAUCACGCAAAAUCAGCGAUAUGGAGGCAAUCCUAUGAUGGCACAAAAUCAGCAGAAUCCAUACAGAUCACCAUCUAUGACGCCGAAUCAGCCUAUGAUGCGAAAUCCCAUGCAAUCACCUAUGAGAGGGCAAUAUCCGCCCCAAGCACCAAUGCAAAGACCCUGCGCGGGGAAUCCAUACAGUUCAUCACCAGCAUGCAUCUCUAACGGCACAUAUUUGAAAUAUCAAGAGAUCUAAACAGCUCAAAGAACUU